AGUGGCCAACCCAUAAAUGCAAAACCACCCGAAAGUGCGGCUUAAAAUUUAUUGAAAUUGAUUUAGCAUUAGCGGUUUACUCUCUCGCUCUCCUUCUCGACGUACCUACCGUCGACAGAGAAAUAAAAGUCAUGCCAGCGGCCGCCGGUUCUGCAGUCCCGACGUCCAUCGCGACUCGCGCGUCGAGCAGUACCGCUGGGAAUAAGGACCCGCUAAAGCGAUAUGAGAGACCAGGCUUGCUACUUGAAGAGAUAGAAGAGAUGAAAGAAGCGUUUGACCUUUUCGACCUUGACAACUCAGGGCGAGUGGCACCCCGAGACUUGUGCUUGGCAAUACAGAAUUUAGGGUACUAUCCACUCGAAUUCUAGUUAUUCUGCAAACAAGAGAUUUCCAGUAGACUACCUGGAUUAGACAACAAGUUGUUCUUCGGGCUGCUUCCGUAAUACGAGAUACGACUGCAACAUCAACACAAGCAGAAUUAGUUUUUUCUUUUUCUUGUCAGGCCAUGGCCAACCUCAACUUCACUUGCUGCAGUACUUUUUUGCAGUGCAGCAGCAGCACUGUCAGUUUCACCUCCACAACCAUCACUAUCGCCAUUGUCAUCAUCCAUCGCGUAUCCUGGUUCCUCAAACAUCGAUCAUCAGGCUGGAGAACAAGAAUACGGUGAUCCAGCAGAUACUAAAGGACUUGGAUAAACUGCAGAAUUCCAUAGAGUUCGCGGACUUUAUAGAUCUCUUCUCUGCCAAGAUGGGCGAUAAAGACACAAGGCAAGACAUAGCCAAGGUAACUAUGUACUUUUACGUUUCUAUGAUAUUUCAUUUCAUCUAUAUCUAAAAAAUGAUUUUUCGAGAUCAUCCCGCCCGAGUUUGAGUAUGAUCAACAUCAUCAUUUUCUCCCUGAAAAAAAUCAUGAUCAUCGUCGGUCGCCGUCGACAUGAGAAUGAGUACAACUUCUUCUCGACAAGACCAGGUUUUCCGGUUAUUCGAUGAAGAGCAUACAGGUUAUAUUAGUGUGAAAAAUCUAGCGAGAGUCGCGGCUGAGCUUGGGGAAGCAUUAUCACCAGAGGAGCUCAACGAAAUGGUAUUGCGGGCGGAUUCAAGUCACCAGGGAAGAGUCAGUCUUGAUGAUUUCUACAAUCUAAUGGUGCAUCGCUCCUUUCCGUAGCACACAUUAGCGUCGUAACCGCAGGUUUUCCCAUAAUUUUGAAAUAGACGAACAUGUUUGACACUCACGACAAGGACAAAUUACAGAAGAUAUAACGCAAAAUGAAAAUCGUGCGUCUCGCCUUUGUCUGUCUAGGAGGACGAACUACACGCCCUAUGAGUGACCUAUUAAUUAUGCCAAUUUGCUACACUGAGCAACAAGAUCGAGAGCUCAGUCAAUGAAAGAUGUUUCAUGAACCCUUUUCAGAUGAUAAUUUUCUUGAGACGAGAGAGGUACCGGACGUAAGUAACCGAGAGAACCGAGAAGAAACUCCAUAAGUACUCCCAUUUUUUGGGGAAGAAGGUGAAGGUUACUUAUUUUACGAGAAAUGAGGGAAACGCAUACGCAUCCAGGAGCUCACACUUCCCUCUGAUGUUUUGAACCUUUCCCCUCCCAUACUCAUGCCUGUUAAGGAGUUUUCAUCUUUAUCCAACUUGUUGUUUCUCG
Messenger RNA from Amoebophrya sp. A25, 1650 nucleotides. The record is from the annotation of a GenBank genome assembly. NCBI's taxonomy places the organism in Eukaryota, Dinophyceae, Syndiniales, Amoebophryaceae.